Molecule: messenger RNA, 13435 nt
Organism: Bicyclus anynana (squinting bush brown)
Lineage: Eukaryota; Metazoa; Arthropoda; Insecta; Lepidoptera; Nymphalidae
Gene: Sdb
Product: titin
Exons: 4
Coding region: 253-13272 (4339 amino acids)
Biological process (GO): microtubule anchoring
Cellular component (GO): cytoskeleton; ciliary basal body; sperm flagellum
Molecular function (GO): microtubule binding
Source: RefSeq, a predicted model, not a curated record
CGCAUGCGCAGUGCGCAGAUUCCGCGAGCCAGUCGCUAGCAGCGCGCGCGCACGCAGCGAUCCGACACGAACGACUCUCGCGAAUUGUUUACCAUAUAUUUACAUAGUUACAUGGCACAAGUUUGACUAUUUAUUAUGUGAUAAUUCUAUUUAAGACUCCGCGUAAGAUUAUUUAAUCGUUUCUAUUUAAGAAUCUCCUAUUUAUUAAGUGUAUUUAAAUUUUUAAAAUUUACGUAACCAAGUGGGACCAAAAUGACUAUAAAAAAUAAAAAGACUAAGCAAUCGAACACGUCCGAAGUGACGUCGAAAAGUGCGUCGAGUAGUGUACAGAAGACCAGCACCUCUACGACCGUGCAAAAGAGCAGCAACACGCAGAAGGUCAGCUCGUCCGGUAAGAAGGUUCGCUAUAUUGAAGUUAAGGUCGAGGAGGAUGACCCGCUUAUGAUCACCGAUGUCUCAGAUCACGCUUCCAUCAGUGGAUCUACUGUAUCCGAGCAUUACAAUAGCCAUCCUCACUAUAUAAUCACGGAGGCUCCGUCGAUAUCCGAUUUAUCACAGACAAGAUCUCAUGAACAUCAUGUGAGCGACAUGGCUCAAUCGACCAGCGGGGAAUAUGUCUCUAGCUCGGUAAUACAAGAGUCCUCCUCUACAUCUCACCAGCAGAGUUCUACGAGUCAAAUGCAGCAGUCGUCUUCGACCUCAGUGCAGCGUUCGGGCUCUAGCCAUAGCCAACAUUUUGAUAGGACGACUGAUUCUUCAAUUGACAACCAGACCCUUAAUACUGCAUUUAUAGAUAACUCGGGAAAAUAUGUAACAGGGUCUAGCGAUUCAUUUACGUCAAGAUCCCAAGGAGCUAAUGCGACAGAGUCCUUCAUCACGUCGGAACGACAAAAUUUAAUUAACACGCAAUCAAAUCAACAAUCUCGUGCAAGUCAAGAACGAAUGACGAGUCAUGGAACGACCACGAUGACUGAUUCACAAAAUAUUAAUAUUCGCGAGAAAGAACGUAGCAUUCCUCCUGAUUCAUCUAGGAGAGUACAAACAGUAAAAUCAGACCGUUCCAAUUUUUAUGGAGGGGAAGGAAGCCUGGAUAAGAACGUGAAAACAAAAGAAUUCAGUAGCACAUCUCGUUCAAGUGAAUCUAAAAGUAGCAAUGUUACAAAAUCUUCAUCUUCUUCGUAUGUGGUUGAAAUUGUUGAUGGAAAGGAACGUAUAAUUGAUAGCUCAAAGAGAGAAUGGGGUGAUGCUCAAGAACAUGCAACUAAAGAAGAUUAUGCCAGUGUUAGUGGAACGGGUAUUAAGCCAGAAUCUGCUUACAGUAUCCAGAAUUAUGACAUGAAAUCUAAAUAUGACACAGACGGUAAAGAUGGUAAGCCAACUAGUGAAAUGACAGUACGAGAAAAUUCGAAAUUUGUCAAAGAUGGAAGCCAAGUUACGAGUCAUGAUAGUAUUAUUUCACAAAAAGAUAAUUCUAUUCAACAACAACAUAGCACAACGCGAGAACAGAUUACUUCUAAAGAUCAUGCUCAGUCUACCACUUCUCGAGAUCAAGUUGAUUAUACUACCUCUACAGAUUUCGACAGUCGCCAUACAGAGAAAAGUACUAUUGAUAGUCGAGUACAGAGCAACAAAGUCAACAAUGAAACCAUUACAAGUAGACGACGCAAUGCUAACGAAACUGAUUCAUCUAAUUUUUAUGGAUAUGAUUCUACUAUACAAAAUCAACUUCGCAAAGUAGGUGACAUAUUGCAAGUUAGCGAUACAAAAGAUCUUAAUUAUUCCACGAAAAUUCUCAAAAGCAAUACGAGCAGUGCGCAACAAGAAUCUACUUCUUCUUACGUAUUCGAAGUUGUAGAUGGAAAGCAAAAAAUAGUUGACAGUUCUCAUAGAGAGUGGGGAGACAGUAAAGACCAUUCCACUUAUGAAAAAAGCCAUCAAAUAAGCGGUACAGAUAUUAAGCCUCACCAUGAAUAUACACGUCAUGUUUUAGACAAAGAAGCUUUUUAUGACACCGGAAAAGACGGUGUACCUAAAAGUGGCACGUAUGCUACUGAAGAAUCGGUCUUAUAUAAAGAUGGAAAGAAAAUAGCAUCUACAAGCAACACUUAUGGUGGUGAUUUUACACGCAAACCGGCUAUAACUGAACACACUACAGAGAAAGAAGAUAUUCACAAUAAACGCAUAAGUUCUACCAGCGACAAAAGUAUAUACACCGAUACACUUGAAUCAACAACAAGCGACACACAGUCAAACAUUCAUGAUACGAGAAAUGUAACCGAAACAACUGACUUUAUUACAAGAGAAAAACAGAAUCUUACUAAAGAAAGUACCUCUAAAACAACAUCUGAAACAAAAGAUACAUUAACUACUUAUGAAAGAAGUACGGGAACUUGGAACGGUAAAUUUAUCUAUGAAACUGAUGAUGGAAGGCCUAAACGUCCCCAGCAAGUGUCACCAUUUGGGAAGCCCGAAAAACCACGGCAUCAUCUAAAGAGACAAGACACGGAAGAAAAUAUAAUAUUGUCUUCAAGAGAUAUAAAAGACUUUACUUCUAUAAGUGAUCUCCGAAAAAUAAUUGAAUCUUCAUCCACAAAUAAAGACGUUACUGUUAGCAAUAAAAAUAUAGUCAUAAACAAGAAGAAUAUUGACGAUAGAGUUUUAAAAGAGAUAAUUGAAACAGUACAUAAAUAUCCAUUCAAACGAAUUGAUAAAGUUUCAUUUGGAACUAAGAUCAAUGAAGAUGUUAAAGACCUCUACGAAGGUAUCGAUACAGAAGAAACAACAAUUCUACAUACAACAUCGGGUGAUACUAUAAAAAGAGCAUUUGAAGUAGACAAAACACGAAGUCAGAUUGAAGUAACUCGUUAUAUAACUGAAAAUGGAGUAACCAGAAAAGAAACUACUUACGAAGACGCAAAAGAAGACGAGAAAAUAAAAACGGAUGUUUUUGUCGAUAACAGCUCGUUAGACAUCAGAAACUUGAAGGAUGUCCGAACAACGAAAGAUAUACGCGAAUACGACGUGGUUGAUCGCGCGAUUACCGACACCACGAGGGAAGAUACUGUCGUCAGCACCGUCUAUGAUGAAACCGUCAUAGAUGACAGAAAAACUGUGCGAGACGACAGGACCGUGAGAGAAGAAACCGUUUACAUAGACGAGACCAGGCCAAGACAAAGUGGCCCCAAGAAACCAGAAAAAAUCAUCGAAAAAGAACAAUGCAUUUGCGAAAUCUGCACCUGCGGGCGUCACCGUUGCCUACACAACGAUGUCCCGGAGCCAUUGUUCGAUGUGGAGCACACGAGCGUGGUCUCCGCAUACAAGCAAGAUUACGACGAAAAACAUGUCAGUCGCACUACGGCCGUCUAUCACGAAGAUCACUUGCGGCUUGAGGGAGAUUUCCAAGAACCGGAGCGUCCACGCUGGCAACCCGUCGAACGACCAAAACCAACGAAACCUGAAGAUAAUUUGAAACCUGAAGGCGAAUUCGAAAGAAGACGUCCCGAAGAAUGGCGACCUGGUGAGAGAGCACCAGUGAAGAAACCGGAGGAUAAUCUCAGGCCUGAAGGUGACUUUGAGAGACGAAAACCUGAUGAAUGGCGUCCCGGAGACCGAGCCCCCACUCGUCGGCCAGAAGAUAACCUAAAACCUGAAGGUGAUUUUGAUACGCCUGAAAAAGAACCCUGGCGUCCAGCUGAACGCCAAAAGCCAAAAAAACCUGAAGACAAUUUACGUCCAGAAGGGGAAUUUGAGAAACGCAAACCUGAGGAAUGGCGUCCCGGAGACAGAGCACCUGUGCGUCGACCAGAGGAUAAUUUAAAACCCGAAGGUGAUUUUGAGGACAGAAGGCCCGAAGUAUGGCGACCGGGAGAUCGCGCUCCUGUUCGACGUCCUGAAGAUAAUCUCAGACCAGAAGGAGAUUUUACUUCACCGGAUAAAGAACCUUGGCGGCCAGCGGAACGGCCAAAACCUAAAAAACCGGAAGACAAUUUAUAUCCGGAAGGAGAUUUUGAAAGACGUAAACCCGAAGAAUGGCGUCCUGGAGAUAGGGCUCCUGUACGCAAACCUAAAGACAAUUUAAAACCUGAAGGUGAUUUUGAGAAAAGAAGGCCUGAAGAAUGGAAACCUGGAGAUAGAGCUCCAGUACGCCGUCCAGAAGAUAAUCUAAGACCAGAAGGCGAGUUUACUUCACCUGAAAAAGAAACUUGGCGUCCAGCUGAACGACAAAAAAUAACAAAGCCAGAAGACAACCUGCGCCCCGAAGGUGAGUUUGAAAAACGAAAACCUGACGAAUGGCGCCCUGGUGAUAGAGCCCCGGUACGAAAACCAGAGGAUAAUUUGAAACCUGAAGGUGAUUUUGAAGAUAGACGGCCUGAAUCAUGGCGACCUGGUGACAGAGCACCUGUUCGCCGACCUGAGGAUAAUUUAAGACCAGAAGGAGAAUUUUCAACUCCAGAAAAGGUACCAUGGAGACCGGCUGAGAGACCUAAACAAAAGAAACCAGAAGAUAAUCUUAAGCCCGAAGGUGAUUUCGAGAAACGGAAACCCGAAGAAUGGCAACCUGGCGAUAGGGCACCUGUAAAACGACCUGAUGAUAAUUUGAAGCCCGAAGGAGAAUUCACUACUCCCAAAAAAGAGGAAUGGAAACCAGCCGAAAGACCCCAACAAAAAAAACCAUUAGACAAUUUGAAACCAGAGGGUGAAUUUGUCAAAAGGCAACCAGAGGAAUUCAUUCCUGCCGACAAACCUAUUGUCAAAAAACCUCAAGAUAAUUUACGCCCAGAAGGAGACUUUACAACUGUUAGAACAAUAACUGAAGACUACAAAGUCGUGACAGGGGAAAGAGCUGAAAUAAUACGACGCACUGAUAACAUUAUCACUGAAGGAGAAUUCAUAGAUACAACCACUACUCGUUCUGAGUUUACUGGACAACCUGUUGAGAGACCAAAAGCAGUUCGACGGAAUACGUGGACAAAAAUAGAAGGCGAUAUGACUACGGAAACUACAUCAAUGUCAGAAUUUGUAGACUAUACUGACACUAUGGAAAGAACAAAAUUGAUUACAAGAAAAACUGAUAACUUAAUACGUGAAGGUGAAAUAGAUUUCGUGACAUCUAAUCAAAAAGAUUUUACUGAAAAAUCAACAGUAGUAGAACGCCCUCAAAGGCGUCGAACUUGGACAAAAGAAGACUUUGAAAAAUUCUACUCUACGGAAGACGUCGAGACUAUAACAACUACCCAAGAAGAAUAUCAGACUUAUGAAGAAAGAAGACCGAAACGUCCAGAGAUAAGAAAACCAAAAGAUAAUCUUAAACCCGAAGGUGACUUUGAAGCUCCAAAGCUAGAGGAAUGGCGCCCAGCGGAACGUCCAAAACAAAAAAAACCGGAAGACAAUCUUAAGCCAGAAGGUGAAUUUGAGACUCCCGAAAAAGAAAGAUGGCGGCCUGCAGAGCGGCCGAAAGCGAAAAAACCGGAAGAUAACUUGCGACCAGAAGGAGAUUUUGAACAACGACAACCUGAUGAGUGGCAACCGGCAGAACGUCCCAAACAAAAGAAACCGGAGGAUAAUCUUAAGCCCGAAGGCGAAUUCGAAACCCCUAAAAAGGAAAAGUGGCAACCGGCAGAACGACCAAAACAGAAGAAACCUGAAGACAAUUUAAAGCCUGAAGGAGAAUUCGAAACACCAGAAAAAGAAAGAUGGCGACCUGCGGAGCGACCUAAAGCAAAAAAACCGGAAGACAAUUUACACCCAGAAGGUGACUUUGAACAACGUCAGCCCGAUGAGUGGCAACCAGCAGAACGACCUAAGCAAAAGAAACCCCAAGACAAUCUUAAGCCAGAAGGUGAUUUUGAAACUCCUGAAAAAGAAAGAUGGAGACCUGCUGAACGCCCUAAACAAAAGAAACCCGAAGAUAACUUGCGACCUGAAGGUGACUUUGAACAACGACAACCCGAUGAGUGGCAACCUGCAGAACGUCCCAAGCAGAAGAAACCACGGGAUAAUCUAAAGCCAGAAGGUGAAUUUGAGACCCCUGAAAAAGAAAAGUGGCGACCUGCUGAGCGCCCGAAACAAAAGAAACCUGAAGACAAUCUUAAACCAGAAGGUGAAUUUGAGACUCCAGAAAAAGAAAGAUGGCGGCCUGCAGAGCGCCCAAAAGCAAAGAAACCUGAAGACAACUUGCGACCAGAAGGUGAUUUUGAACAAAGACAACCUAAUGAGUGGCAACCAGCAGAACGUCCUAAACAAAAGAAACCAGAGGAUAAUUUGAAGCCCGAAGGCGAAUUUGAAACCCCUGAAAAAGAAAGAUGGCGCCCUGCAGAGCGACCAAAACAGAAAAAACCUGAAGACAAUUUAAAGCCUGAAGGUGAAUUCGAAACACCAGAAAAAGAACGAUGGCGGCCUGCAGAGAGACCUAAAGCAAAAAAACCGGAAGACAAUUUACAUCCCGAGGGUGACUUUGAACAACGUCAACCAGAUGAGUGGCAACCAGCAGAACGACCCAAGCAAAAGAAACCGCAAGAUAAUCUUAAGCCAGAAGGUGAUUUUGAAACUCCAGAAAAAGAAAGAUGGCGGCCCGCAGAGAGGCCAAAAGCGAAGAAACCAGAGGAUAAUUUGCGACCUGAAGGUGACUUUGAACAACGUCAACCCGAUGAGUGGCAACCAGCAGAACGACCAAAGCAAAAGAAACCACAAGACAAUCUUAAGCCAGAAGGAGAUUUUGAAACUCCUGAAAAAGAAAGAUGGAGGCCCGCUGAGCGCCCUAAACAAAAGAAACCCGAAGAUAACUUGCGACCUGAAGGUGACUUUGAACAACGACAACCCGAUGAGUGGCAACCUGCAGAACGUCCCAAGCAGAAGAAACCACGGGAUAAUCUAAAGCCAGAAGGUGAAUUUGAGACUCCUGAAAAAGAACAGUGGCGACCUGCUGAACGCCCGACACAAAAGAAACCCGAAGACAAUCUUAAACCAGAAGGUGAAUUUGAGACCCCAGAAAAAGAAAGAUGGCGACCAGCAGAGCGGCCAAAAGCGAAAAAACCCGAAGAUAACUUGCGACCAGAAGGUGACUUUGAACAAAGACAGCCUGAUGAUUGGCAACCAGCAGAACGUCCGAAGCAAAAGAAACCGCAAGACAACCUUAAGCCGGAAGGUGAAUUUGAGACUCCUGAAAAAGAAAGAUGGCGACCGGCUGAACGUCCUAAACAAAAGAAGCCUGAAGAUAAUUUAAAGCCUGAAGGUGAAUUUGAAACCCCAGAAAAAGAAAGAUGGCGGCCUGCGGAAAGGCCUAAAGCAAAAAAACCUGAAGACAAUUUGCAUCCAGAAGGUGACUUUGAACAACGUCAACCUGAUGAAUGGCAACCAGCAGAGCGUCCCAAGCAAAAGAAACCCCAAGACAAUCUCAAGCCAGAAGGUGAUUUUGAAACACCAGAAAAAGAAAGAUGGAGGCCUGCAGAGCGACCAAAAGCGAAAAAACCCGAAGACAACUUGCGACCAGAAGGUGACUUUGAACAAAGACAACCUGAUGAGUGGCAACCAGCCGAACGUCCUAAACAAAAGAAACCGGAAGAUAACCUUAAGCCAGAAGGUGAAUUUGAGACACCUGAAAAACAAAGGUGGCGCCCAGCAGAGCGACCAAAACAAAAGAAACCGGAAGACAAUCUUAAACCUGAAGGCGAAUUUGAAACUCCUGAAAAGGAUAGAUGGCGGCCUGCGGAGCGACCUAAAGCGAAAAAACCUGAAGACAACUUACGUCCUGAAGGAGACUUUGAACAACGACAACCGGAUGACUGGCAACCAGCAGAACGUCCGAAGCAAAAGAAACCGCAAGACAACCUUAAGCCGGAAGGUGAAUUUGAGACUCCUGAAAAAGAAAGAUGGCGACCGGCUGAACGUCCUAAACAAAAGAAACCUGUAGACAAUCUUAAACCAGAAGGUGAGUUUGAGACACCUGACAAAGAAAGAUGGCGACCUGCUGAGCGACCUAAAGCGAAAAAACCGGAAGAUAAUCUGCACCCAGAAGGUGACUUUGAGCAACGUAAGCCAGAUGAAUGGCAACCAGCAGAACGUCCUAAACAAAAGAAACCUGUAGACAAUCUUAAACCAGAAGGUGAGUUUGAGACACCUGACAAAGAAAGAUGGCGACCUGCUGAGCGACCUAAAGCGAAAAAACCGGAAGAUAAUCUGCAUCCAGAAGGUGACUUUGAGCAACGUAAGCCAGAUGAAUGGCAACCAGCAGAACGUCCUAAACAGAAAAAACCAGAAGAUAAUCUUAAGCCAGAAGGUGAGUUUGAGACACCUGAAAAACAAAGGUGGCGCCCAGCAGAGCGACCAAAACAAAAGAAACCUGUAGACAAUCUUAAGCCAGAAGGUGAUUUUGAAACUCCCGAAAAAGAGAGAUGGCGUCCUGCUGAACGGCCUAAACAAAAGAAACCUGAAGAUAAUCUGAAGCCAGAAGGUGACUUUGAAAGUCCUGAAAAAGAAAAAUGGCGACCUGCAGAAAGACCAGAGCAAAAGAAACCAAGGGAUAAUUUGAAGCCCGAAGGUGAAUUUGAAACACCCGAAAAAGAGAGAUGGCGACCUGCUGAACGGCCUAAACAAAAGAAACCUGAAGAUAAUCUCAAACCAGAAGGUGAUUUUGAGAGUCCUGAAAAGGAAAGAUGGCGACCUGCAGAACGACCAGAGCAAAAGAAACCAAAGGAUAAUUUGAAGCCCGAAGGUGAAUUCACAACACCCGAAAAGGACAAAUGGCGGCCUGCUGAACGACCAGAGCAAAAGAAACCUAAAGACAAUCUGAAACCUGAAGGAGAAUUUGAAACUCCUGACAAAGAAAGAUGGCGACCUGCAGAGCGACCUAUACAAAAGAAACCGCAUGAUAACUUGCGACCUGAAGGUGAUUUUGAGCAACGAAAACCUGAUGAAUGGCAACCUGCCGAACGCCCAGUACAGCGUAAACCAAUAGAUAACCUUAAACCAGAAGGUCAAUUUGAAAAACCUGAGAAAGAACGAUGGCGGCCAGCUGAUAAACCAGAAAUAAAGAAACCAAAGGAUAAUCUAAAGCCAGAAGGAAAAUUCGAGAAACCUAAACAAGAUGAAUGGAAGCCAGCAGAAAGGCAGACACCAAAAAAACCGCAAGACAAUUUGAAGCCAGAGGGUGACAUUGAUACGCCAAAACGUGACGAUUGGCGUCCAGCGGAAAAGGUUGAAGUUAAGAAACCAAAAGAUAAUCUUAAGCCUGAAGGUGAGUUUGUUCGUCCUGAAAAGCCAAAAUCUUCUCCUUCCGGUGAGAGACCUGUACAGAGAAUACCACAAGACAAUCUGAAACCCGAAGGUGAUAUGAAUGUUGUUCGUCGUACUGAUUAUACAGCGACUCGCGGUGAUCGUGCUGAAGUUGUUAAACAUGAAGAUCACCUAAAAAUGGAAGGCGUUAUUGACAUUCAACGCUCUAGGGAUGAUUAUAAACGAAUAGAAAAAACCGAGAGAAUAGUAAUACAAAAACAUGAAGAUAAUUUAAGGACUGAGGGUGAAUUUAUUGAUUUAAGAACUCGCAAUGACUAUAGUGCUACUAAAGGUGAGAGGGCACCAGUUGUCAAACCACAAGAUACCCUUAAACCAGAUGGUAAAUUCUAUAAACCUGAAGUUGUUCCAUCUCAACCAGCAGAAAAAAGAAAGCCUUUUAAACAUGUUGAUAAUAUUACGAUCGACCGGGAUGUCGACUUGCGCCAAAGACAAAAGAUAGAACGAGUUGAUAUUAUCCGAAGAGAAGAUAACCUGAAGAUAGAAGGUGAAUUUAUAGAUAUGAAACAGAGAAAUGAUUAUAAAGUUGUAACUGGUGACAGAAUGGCUAUAGUCAAACAUGAGGACAAUCUUAAAAUGGAAGGUAAAAUGGAUACUACUCGAACUUCCGAUACUUACCGAUUAGUGAAAGGGCAGAGAGUAAAACUAACCAGGAGAGAAGAUAAUCUUAAGAUUGAAGGUGUGUUUGAAGAUCAUAAACGUAGAGAUGACUACAAACAAAUUAAAGAUGUGAAAUCUGCGAUCACUUACUAUCCUAACAAUAAACAACCAAAAGAACCACAAGAUCAAUUGCCGGAAGAGCUAAACGGCGAAACUCCUGUGGGUGAUCAUAGUAAACAUCCAAAGGAUAAAUCACCGGUUUCGAAGCAAACGACGUACGUAAUAAAAGAGGUUAUAGAUAAAGAUGAUACAGUUAAAAGUACACAAGACGAUACUACGCGAUACGUAAUUCAUCGCACCACCAAAACUGAUAAAUCAUUCGUAGGUCCUGAUACCCAUCGCGAUUAUCUUCCUGAAGAGCAACAGUCACCUUAUUCUAGUAAACCACACAGAAGUUCUACCGAUGAAGUCGAUAAAACUGGCAGACCAAAAUGGGCAAAAGAAAUGCCAAGUCAAACAAAACCUCAAUGGCAACCAGGAGAUACACCAGAGCAAAUUCGUCCUAAAGACAAUUUGAGGCCGGAAGGAGAAUUUGAUCGGCCGAAGCGACCACAAUGGCAACCAGGCGAAACACCAGAGCAAAUUCGGCCUAAAGAUAAUCUUAGACCGGAAGGUGAUUUUGAUCAUUCUAAACGACCCCAGUGGCAGCCCGGCGAUACCCCAGAACAAAUUCGACCAAAAGAUAACCUGAAACCAGAAGGUAGCUUCGAUCGCCCUAAGCGGCCACAAUGGCAACCAGGGGAUACGCCAGAACAAAUUCGGCCUAAAGAUAAUUUAAGACCUGAAGGUGAAUUUGAUCGUCCGAAGCGACCAGAAUGGCAACCAGGAGAUACGCCACAGCAAAUUCGAUUCAAAGAUAAUCUAAGGCCAGAAGGUGAUUUUGAUCGUCCAAAGAAACAACAUUGGCAACCAGGGGAGACACCGGAGCAAAUUCGCCCGAAAGACAAUCUUAGACCGGAAGGUGAUUUUGAUCAACCUAAACGUCAACAAUGGCAGCCGGGCUAUACGCCAGAGCAAAUCCGACCGAAAGAUAACCUUAAACCGGAAGGUACCUUCGAUCGUCCUAAGCGUCCGCAAUGGCAACAAGGAGAUACAGAGCAAACCCGGCCAAAAGAUAAUCUUAGACCGGAGGGUGACUUCGAUCACCCCAAGCGGCCACAAUGGCAAUCAAGUGAGCGACCAAGCCCUAUAAGACCUAAAGACAACCUACAUCCUAAAGGUGAUAUGAAAGAGCACCCAGGACCUCUCACUAAACCCGGUGAUUAUCACACAAAAGAUGGUUCUAGACCUGAUUCUAAAUGCGACCGUGAUGUUCCUCGUCAUGCUGACGAUAAAAGGGGACCUCAUGAACAUGUCGACAGUAUUACGCAUGUAUCUGAUUCACGAUAUGGUACAAAGGUUACUUCUACAGAUAAACGCACGGAUAUAACAAAAACUCAAUCAGAUCGUGAUAUUAAAUCGUACAUUACAAAAUCUACUUCUGACGUCCAUCACGAAAGCAAUUUGCAAAAGUCUCAUGUACACACGACUAAACAUAUUGGUGUACAUAGUGCUACAAUUGCGGAUUCUAAGCAUAUUCAAUCUGGAACCUAUAUCCAACAGUCUACAUCUAACGGUCGUAGUGAAUUUCAGAGUGAUAAUAAUACCACAUCAAAGAAAACGAUUGACCGCUCUAUUCAAGAUACAACAGAUCGCGCUGUAACAGAUCGUUCAACGUCAAGACAUUCUAUGGAGAAAAAUGCUGUGAAUAAAAUUAUUGACUCUAAAAAUGUGAGAACAGCUUCAACCUCUACACAUAAAACAGUGAAACAAAUAACUGAAAAGAAAUUAAUCGCAGGAAAAUGGGUAAACGUGACAAGGAAUGUUGAAGUGACUACAAUUGGUGAUAGCGAUUCAAGAAGUCCUUCUGGUAAAUUUUCUGAAGAUCGUAAUGGAGUGCGUUAUAAGCAAAUUGGAAGUACAACUGAAAAUAUCGUUUCAGAUCAUGGUACUAGCAAUAACAUCACAAACAAGCGCCAUUCUACAGACAGUAAUUAUGACCGAAGCUCUAGUAAUACUACUUUUAUAGUGAAGGAGAGAGGCGAUGCCAAUAACAGAGAACGGUUAACUCAACAGACCAUUAGUAGAAGAGAAGCGUCUCACAGUAAUGUGGAUGGGCCCGAUCAUCAUUUAUCUUUUUCAGACAAUCAAUCUCAUACCCAACGACAUAGCCAUACAUCAUCAGAUCAUCGUUCUCAAGAAAACGUGCAUAGUACAACCCAAACGAGUCGUAGCGAACAAACUACAUCUUCAAAGCAACAAAUUAUAAACGAUAGACAGACGCACAAACAUAUAAGUGGUGAGCAUGUUAAAAACAAGCAAGUGCUGGAUAUGUCACCUGGGCAUCAUGUUGUUCAUGAUCAAAACUUAAGUUCUCAGCAACGCCACACUGCCCUAUCAUCCGAUCACCACGUUCAACGUACUACGGGGUCAUCAUCUAAUAUAUCGUCAUCGAGCCAUGUGGAACAAAACAUAUCAAGAACAUCAUCGGUAAAUCAAUCGCACACUGUAAAUAGAAAUCAAUUAAGUGACAGUGUUACAAAAACAAGCAUCGAAUUUCAGAGGGCCAUGCAUGGUGGCGGCGAUAUUCCAAUCGCAUCGAGCACACCGCGCACUGGCCAGGGCCACCACAAACGAGCUUCAGAUUUAGUCUCCGACUCAUCGAGCACUAACGCUGUUCUUCAUCGCAAAGGCGUUACGUCGACAACCGAGGCUCAUCAUUCAACAAGUUCCACUGCUGCUGCGCAAAGAAAAGCCAUUACCAAUCUAAACGAACGUGGUGAAUACAUAAGCAACUCAACACACAGUGCAGAUAGAAAAAGCAUAAGCUCUAUGCAUCGUUCUACUCGCGAUAACGUGGCUGUGAUAUCGCAACACACCGAAAGUACUGACACACGACGACAAGAAAAAAGAGAUGGUCAAUCUACAAUGACCGUAGAACGCCAACCACGUGUGGUUGUUCGAGAUAAUCUUCGAGUUGGUGGCGAGUUUUACGGUCACUCCGAAGCUCGUUCUUACGGUAGCUUUUCUAAGAGCAACCAAGUGGACCGAACUGAACGUAAUGAACGUGUAGAAAGAGUUGAAAGACACGUUCGUCAUGGUAACACGUCACACUUUAGCUUAGGAGAUGGUGGAACAAGUUACAAGCGUGAAUUUACAUCUCACGUUCAUGGAAAAUGUCCAGCUACUCUGAUCGAAUCUCCUCGAACACCAUUCAAACAUACUCGCGAUUCUCGUGAGCACCAAUUCUACACAUCGAAAGUGACUCAACAAAAGUCUCAAUAAAAUUAAAUAUGUACUCGUAAACUAACAUUAAACAAUAUCAUUCCCUAUUUACUGGCGCUUUGAUUAAUUUGUAUGUCUUAUUUAACAAUUUUAUUUUAUAAGAAAUAUUUUUACAGAUACAUUCUUGCUAACAUUGCUAGUCUUACGAUAUGCAAUAUUGUAA